AUGCUCGAGGUCCAAAGCGAGCAGCUCGCCAACAGCACCGACGCCGCCAACAACACCGGCGCCGCCAACAACACCAACAACGCCGCCAACAACACCAACAACGCCGCCAACAGCACCGACGGCGACGCCGGCGUCAAGGACGGCGCUACUGCUGUUGCCCCCGAGGAGUCUUUGUACCGCAUGAAGCCCGUCGACGAGCAGGCGAAGCAGGCGGUGGACAACAUCUCGACCCUGACGUCGUUCAAGUCGACCAUCAUGGCCCGGACGGCCGUCUACGAUACCCCCGAGGGCGUCCUCCAGUCGCUGAGGUUCUACAGGAGGAGGUUCAAGUGGUUCGACUUCGACGAAUCGGACCUGGAGAAGACUACCACCUACUACUGCUGCGACGAGCAGGGCAUGCACAACGUCCACCUCACCGGCCACCUCAUCAUUUGCCACAAGGUCCGCGGGAAGUACAUCUUCCGCUCCUGCGUCGCCGAGUUCUACGAACAGGUGACCUUCGACCAGCUGGCGUACAAAGUUCUUGCCUCCAGCACCUCCAUCGCCGGUGGCAUUGCCGCUAGCGCGAUUACGGGGGCUGGAUUGGCGUGGCCCACGGACGCCUUUACGUGGGGAACGGGCUCCAUAGUCGGAGGGAUAGCGGGAGCCAUCGUGGGGGUAGUGGGCGCAGUGUUCGUCAACGUGGACGCGGACUCCAAGGAGAAGCAGAUCGAGAAGAAGCUCGGGUCUAGCCUGUACAACGCCAGCACGAACAGGAUAAACAGCCACGGGAUCAUGGAGAUGCUUCUACUCCACUACCUCCUGGCCGACCAGAAGUACAACAUCGACGGGACCGACGUCCGCAUCACGGGCGUGCAAGAGCAAGACUUCCCCACGGCCGGGAUGGGUGGGGGUACAACAGGCGGCGGCGGCGGCGGGGGCGGGGGCGGUACAACCGCAUUAUAG
This is a messenger RNA of Ectocarpus sp. CCAP 1310/34, 945 nucleotides long. NCBI's taxonomy places the organism in Eukaryota, Phaeophyceae, Ectocarpales, Ectocarpaceae. The record is from the annotation of a GenBank genome assembly.